This is a messenger RNA of Mollisia scopiformis, 939 nucleotides long. RefSeq lists its product as uncharacterized. The record is from RefSeq and is a predicted model, not a curated record. NCBI's taxonomy places the organism in Eukaryota, Fungi, Ascomycota, Leotiomycetes, Helotiales, Mollisiaceae. The transcript has a single exon. Bases 1 to 939 code for a protein of 312 amino acids.
AUGGGCGAAGCGCGAGAUGGGGACCAGAAUUGUUUCCCCGGCGCGUCGUCUUUCUAUUCUGCUCGAUUACUGUGGAAAGUUCUUUCUCAGACCAAAGCCAUUGUCUCGGUGCUGAAAGCUGAGAAAAAUGGAGUGAAGAGGAAGAUUUCUGUUAGGAAGACGAGGACGAGAGAGUGGGUUGAGAAAGGCGGUUAUACGGACCCCGAGAAGAGGAGGAGAAACGUCAAAACGAGUUGUUAUCUCUGCAAGUUCGUCUCAAUCCCCUCUUUCUUUCACUUGGUCUUUUCUAACGAGAAAAGAUUACGCCCCUUAAACGCCUCAAAUUCAACCCUCGAUUUACCAUACUUUUCCCCAGCAAACUAUCCUCCUUACCAAGAAAGCAUCACCUACCUCCCCAUAACUCGUUCUCAACCACCGGCCCUACCUCGAAGAUCGACGUCUCUACCCUAUUACAAGAUCUUGAAGCAACUAAAACGUUUACAAAUCGUCACCGGACCACAUCCCCCACUUCUGGAUUUUCGACUCCGAGACAUGGAAGAGGGAUUAAUCUGGCGGAGCGUUGCUGAAAACAAAGCUAGAGACGAGAUCUGGAAAUUGGCACUGCAAAUUUCCCAUGAGGAAAAUUGCGUGAGGGAAUUACUUCUAGCAAUCGGGAGUUCGCGGGGGCGGGAAAGGCAUUGUUUGCACGCAUUGAGAGAACUUCGAGCACUCCUCGCGCAAGGAAGACGGGUCUGGGAAAUUUCUUUCCUUUCAAUCUAUUUGCUCGCGUAUCUCAAUACCCUUCUUGGAGACAGGAGAGCGGUACGGUGUUGGAUGAGGACGGCGUACCGGGUUUUAAAAGGCGCUUUGAGGGUUUUUGGUGCGGAUGAGGAAGGGAUGAGGUUACCGGAGAUGAUGAUUGAUGUUGUGGGUGCUUUUCGGAGGUUGGAGUUGAGGUGA